This is a messenger RNA of Contarinia nasturtii (swede midge), 1052 nucleotides long. Its product is annotated as protein SCO1 homolog, mitochondrial-like. Gene Ontology annotation, cellular component: mitochondrial inner membrane. Gene Ontology annotation, molecular function: copper chaperone activity; copper ion binding. The transcript has 4 exons. The record is from RefSeq and is a predicted model, not a curated record. NCBI's taxonomy places the organism in Eukaryota, Metazoa, Arthropoda, Insecta, Diptera, Cecidomyiidae. The coding region runs from base 194 to 988 and encodes 264 amino acids. Gene Ontology annotation, biological process: intracellular copper ion homeostasis; mitochondrial respiratory chain complex IV assembly.
UCAUAUGGUUUCUACUUGAAUACCAAGUAAAACUUGAUUGAAUAUAAACAUUUGCACCAAUGUUUUUUUCAUCAAAAUCUAGUUAAUGUAGUUUGUGACGCAUUUUACGUGUACCGGUAUUGAUCACAUUUAUUCGAAUCGCAUUUAAAAAUCGUGCAUUUCAAUCUGUAAAAUCAAUAAAUAGUGAAUUGAAAUGAUGAAUCGAUUAAGCCGCUUGUUACCAGUUUGCAGGUUAGGUUGUAGUAACCAGCUAAAACCAAAAACUAUAAGUCCACUGUGUUUGGUUUUGCAAAAUCAACAACGAAAUUAUGCCGAAUUACCAAGAAUAAAAAGGCCUGGCGAAGGUAAAGGGCCACUCACAUGGAAAUCUCUCAAAUAUACUGCUGUUUGUGCUGCUGUUAUGUUUGGUAUUUUGAAAUAUAUGGAAGCUAAAAAGGAUGCAGAGAUAGAAAAAGAGCGAAGGAAAUCAAUUGGAAAGGCGGCUAUUGGUGGACCAUGGGAAUUGAUGACAACCACCGGUGAAGUGAAAAAGUCGUCUGAUUUUCAUGGUAAAUGGGUAUUGAUUUAUUUUGGAUUCACACACUGUCCCGAUGUGUGCCCGGAUGAAUUAGAGAAAAUGGCUGGCGUUAUUGAUGAUUUAGAAAAGAAAAAAAUUCAAGUCCAACCGCUAUUCAUAACUGUUGAUCCGGAACGUGAUACAAAAGACGUGCUUGAAAAGUACAUUAAAGAGUUUUCAUCGAAAUUGCUUGGUUUGACUGGAACCAAAGAGCAAAUAGGUGCAGUAUGCAAGAAAUUCCGAGUAUACUUUAGUGCUGGUCCAAAAGACAAGGAUAACGAUUACAUUGUCGAUCAUACAAUAGUUUUGUAUUUGAUAAAUCCAAAGGGUGAAUUUGUCGACUAUUUCGGACAGAAUAAGAAACGUGCUGAAGUGACUGAUGAAAUUUUGGUCACUGUCGCCAAAUACAAUGGAAAAAAAAAAAUCAAAUAAAUAUUUCAAGAAAAUAAUGUUUAUUUAAAGAUUCUUUAGCAAUAAAAUUGAUUCAAAUGUAAAA